AUGUCUUCUACGACCAUAACCCUCUCCACCCGCCCCACAUCGACCACCAAACCCAUCGCAAUCCCUUCGUCCAAAUCUCACUCCCAGGCGCAGACCAAGCUUCGUUCCGUGCCCUCACUCGACUCGGGCUACUUUGAAAACAACUCGCCACCUCCAUCGCCACCGCCUACGGCAGAGGAGAGGCUCAGUGUGCCAAUGUUGGCAGACGAGGCGAUAGGGCUACUGGAAAAGCAGGAUGCCAAGGUGGGUUUCUUCCCUCUAUCGUGUUGGGGUGCGGCCCGUCUGUCGCGUCCUCAUCUUGAGAGCGCGUAUCGGACGCCCGGGAGUGCGCAAGUCGCAUGCCGAGUAUCCUCGCAUCUCAUGGCUUGA
Cryptococcus wingfieldii CBS 7118 is the source of this 369-nucleotide messenger RNA. RefSeq lists its product as hypothetical. The coding region runs from base 1 to 369 and encodes 122 amino acids. The record is from RefSeq and is a predicted model, not a curated record. NCBI's taxonomy places the organism in Eukaryota, Fungi, Basidiomycota, Tremellomycetes, Tremellales, Cryptococcaceae. The transcript has a single exon.